Dicentrarchus labrax (European seabass) is the source of this 3702-nucleotide messenger RNA. RefSeq names its product protein inhibitor of activated STAT, 2 (gene pias2). Gene Ontology annotation, molecular function: zinc ion binding; SUMO ligase activity; transcription coregulator activity. Gene Ontology annotation, biological process: protein sumoylation; regulation of transcription by RNA polymerase II. The transcript has 14 exons. Bases 147 to 1805 code for a protein of 552 amino acids. Lineage: Eukaryota; Metazoa; Chordata; Actinopteri; Moronidae. The record is from RefSeq and is a predicted model, not a curated record.
AAAUUAAGGAAACGAGAACUAGCCAAUCAAAGGCAGAUUAGGGUGGGUCAUGACGUCGCCAUCCUGGGAUAAAAAAUUGUUCGUACGAUCCGAUCUCCACUUACGCCCAACACUGGCGUCACCUGGAAGUAGUCACACUGGGCGAGAUGACCGGAACAACAAAAUGGCGGAGAAUGAGGAGUUUCGGCAGGAGUCGGUCCUGUAACGCAGACUUCAGCCUGUCGACUGGUGAAACAGCUGUGUGGCACGACACCAAAACCAGCAUGAAUCUCCAGCAGCCAGCCCCUCUCAUCCCCCCCGUCCACCCUGAUGUGCAGAUGAAGCCCUUGCCAUUCUAUGAUGUACUGGAUGUCCUAAUCAAGCCUUCAAGUCUAGGAGCAAGUACUGCACAGAGGUACCACCAAGAAAAAUAUUUUAUCUUUGCCUUGACACCACAGCAAGUUCGAGAAGUAUGCAUAUCCAGGGACUUUCUUCCAGGUGGCAGAAGGGACUAUAUGGUUCAAAUUCAGCUGAGAUUUUGCUUGUCAGAGACAAGUUGCCCUCAAGAGGAUAAUUAUCCAAACAGUCUUUGUAUAAAGGUCAAUGGGAAACUUUUUCCUUUGCCAGGUUAUGCACCACCACCAAAAAACGGUGUGGAACAGAAGAGACCAGGAAGACCUCUAAAUAUAACCUCCCUUGUCCGACUCUCCUCUGCGGUACCCAAUCAGAUUUCAGUGACAUGGGCCCCUGAAAUUGGAAAAACCUAUUCUAUGUCUGUGUACUUGGUGAGGCAGCUGACAUCACCACUGCUCCUGCAGAGACUGAGGAUGAAGGGCAUCAGAAACCCAGACCACUCCAGGGCACUAAUUAAAGAGAAGCUGACAGCAGAUCCAGACAGUGAGAUUGCUACAACAAGCCUUCGAGUUUCACUCAUGUGCCCGCUGGGUAAGAUGCGGCUUACAGUGCCAUGCCGGGCGGUGACCUGCUCUCACCUGCAGUGUUUUGAUGCUGCCCUGUACCUGCAGAUGAAUGAGAAAAAACCCACCUGGAUCUGUCCUGUGUGUGACAAGAAGGCUGCAUACGAGAGUCUCAUCAUUGAUGGUUUAUUCUUGGAGAUCCUCAAUGACUGUUCAGAUGUGGAUGAAAUCAAGUUCCAGGAGGACGGAACAUGGUGUCCCAUGAGACCAAAGAAAGAUGCCGUCAAGGUCCCUUCUCAGUCAGUUCCAAAAAUUGAGACCUCCGCUCCAUUGCGGCAGUCUUCAGUGGUCCUCCAUUCUACUGAGCCCAGCUCCACCAAGAAGGCGGAUGUAAUUGAUCUGACUCUGGAAAGCUCCUCCUCCUCCUCCUCUUCUGAUGAAGAGGACACAGACCCUCCACUGAAGAAACGCUGUGUUUACAUUUCCAAGAAUGAGGAAAUGCAUGCAAAGGGGGUGUUGACCUACCAGCCCACUGUGCGCGUGUCAAACAUCCAGGCUCUGGACCCAUCGUAUUUGACCUCUACGCUAGCUGACUAUGCAGUCCCCUUCCACCCAUCAACCCUGGCCACCAUCCCUACAGACAUGCAGAGUCUGGAUUUGUUUUCUUUAAUUCAAGCCGAUCCUCAGCAUUACCGGCCACAGAUGUUCCUGGACAACCUGACGAACACCAUGCAAAGUGCAGCUGCUGCCAGCACCAGCUCAGCCUUGGUCUCCUCCUCAAGCAGCCACUAUGACACCAGCACCCACGCUGGCAGCUCCAUCCAUGAGACCCGGGUCAUCGCAGGAGGAGGAGGGGGCACUGGAGGAGGGACUGACAGCAGCAUAUCAGAUAUCAUUUCACUAGAUUGAGCCACAUCUCACUGGACCUUUUUUGGCCUCUUUUCUGUGGCCUUUUUAGUCAGGACUACAUGUACAUGUCAUGUUGAGUUUUACACAGAAGCACACAAAUUGGUAUAUAUGAGCACUUUCAUGGCCUGAAUAUUUUCCACAAUGUUAAAAACUGUAUCCAGGCAUGUUUAUUUUGCCCUUGGGUUUUUUUAAUUGCAAAGGGCAAUAUUGUGUGUCAUUUCUUUUUACUUCAAUAUUUGGCAAACAUUCUCUUUUGAUUUAGCUCUGUAUAGUCUAAUAUCCCCUGAUGUUUUUAGCCAUGGGCUAGUCCAGUAUUCCAUGAUGUUUUAGCCCUGUUUUGGUCCAAUACUCCCUGAUGUUUUAUCCCUGGUUUGGUCUCUUUUCUCGGCAGAAAGAUAAUUGCCUGUAAUUCUUUUUUCCAGUUUUUUCAUUGUUGGAAAUAUUUAGACAACCUUCAUUUAUACCAGUUUGUUUGCUUGCACAAUGCACAUACAUGUAAAUGUGACUGCAGCCUAUUCUGGCCCGAUUGAGCUGAACUAUGUGCCUAAUUAGCAUUGAACAGAGCCAGGAUAAAUGGAAGAACAGCUUGGACUCACUGCUCUCAGCUAGAUGUUUCACACAACAUCCGUGCUAGUGAAUACAUCGUUGGAAGUAGGAAGCAUCUCUGUAAAAGACUUGUGGACUGAUGAUCAGGCUGUUGACUGUGUAGGUGUCUGACCUCCUCACACACCACAACAGGGCUGUUUCUGUCCAUUUUUAUUGUAUCUGUGCUGGCUUUGAAAAGCCCUGCUUUGCCUUUCAAUCACACAAAUGGUAACUGGAAGGCAGGUCAGUAAUUCAAAUGUUUUCAUUGGUUCUAACAGCUGUUAAUCAGUACUUUGAUGAAGUUUGUUACAGGGCAGCUUUCAUGUCAUACCAACAUAAGAUUUUCCUUUGUAAUUUAGUCCAAGCAAUAAUAAUUUAACUUCUGUUAAGUUAAAUUAAGUUGUAAAUGUAGUAGAUACUCAGUAAAUAAUUUAAACUGGUCCAUGCCACUCUGCCACUCUGCUUCCAAAAUCAAAUGUACAGUUGUUGUUUAUGGUCAGUUUAUUGACUUAAAUAAAUUGCAAACUUGAGAUUUCAUCUUGUAAGAGAAAUACACUUAAAGGAAUAAUGCAAAAUGUAGGCAAAUAUGCUCAUUUGCUUUCUAUCAGAGUGAGAUGUUCAGAUGGAAGUGUAAGCAUAAGUCUGGGUGUGCUUAGCUUAACAUAAAGACUGGCAGCAAGGCGAACUACUUGCUUGGCUGUGUCUUAAGUUCCAUAAAUAUACCUUCUGACACCCUGAUAGCUCAGUAAUUAACAUGUUGUAUAUCAUUCGUUUGCUUUUUACACAAAUAGACAUGUAGGAAUUCAAGUUUGUAGUUUUAGGAGGCAUUUUGUGUUUCAAUUUAAAGUUCCAGUGUGUAACAUUUAGCAGGAUCUAUAGGCAGACAUAUCUAGAAUAUUCAUAUGUAUGUUUUCGUUAAUAUAAAUAGGAAUUGUGUUUUUGUUACAUUAAAAUUAGAUGUUUUUAUCUACAGAGGCGGUGGGUCGCCUUCCAUAGAUUUUUCCAUGUUGAACCACCAUGUUUCUACAGUAGCCCAGAAGACAAACCAGCUUUUCAAGUUUUUUCACAUUUGCAGUCUGCAACAACAGUACUAGAUGCCACUAAAUCCUACACACUGGUCCUUUAAAAGUCCACUCUGUUAAUCUUCGGAACUCUGACCUCUCUGCUAUUGUUGGAUUUUUCUGUGUGUUGGUAUAGAAUAGAUGGAUAUGACAUUUUCUCAGUGUUAAUGCCUACACUUAAGCCCAUUUACUAACAGUUGACAGCAAGCAGAAACAUCAAGAACAAUAAACACGGCAGCUACUCUACCAUA